GUAGUGCUCAAAUCAUUCUGCGACGGCAACAUCGGAAUUUCCCUUCCUGAAGGCUGACUGGUUUCAUCUCACUUCUGCUCUGUCACUCCUUCUGGCUCCUCUGCGUUCCUCCCUUUGACGGCUUCCACUUUACGCCUCGGUCUCUUUGUCUCUGCACUCUGGACUCAGCAGCUGUUGGUUGCUGUCUUUUAAUUUAUUUGUCUAAAAAAGAUCUACUGGGAACGAUGCCUUCCCGUUCACUCGUGGUUUUGAUGCUUUCUAUGACGGGUUUUCUGCGGGACGGGCGUGUCUCCUGCUGCGAUGAAAGCUGUACAAAUAAACCAGUGUUCACUCCACCCAGUCUGGUGGUGAGGUUUGGUGACCCCACCUCAGCCAACUGCUCUGUGUGUGAAGACGCUUGUGUCAGAAACAAAUAUGAUGUGGAAAGCCCCGUGGGACAGAUAACAAAGAUCGGAUCCACGAUCGUAUGGACAGUCGAUGCACUGACUGAGUGGUCGCCAUCUUCCUUGUGCUACUACAGCAAUGAUGCUGGUCAACAGUGUUGUACCUACCUGCCUGUUACUGUCUACAAGCCUCCACAAAAAGUGUCCAUCAGCGUUAACCACCGUGGGCCGAUGAUGGAGGGUCACCAGUACACUCUGCAGUGUACAGUAGAGGACGUGGCUCCUGUUAAGAACCUCUCUGUGACCUUCUACAGAGGACAGACAGCACUGGGUCAACCACAGUCCAUCAACAGCACAGAGGAGAAACCAGUGACUCAGAACUUCACUCUGCACAUCAACCCGGGUAGAGAAGCCGAUGGAGCUGAGUUCUGGUGUGAAGCGAAGCUGGAACUGGGACCUGAAGGACCGAAGCUCCCUCCAGUGGAAAAAUCACAAAAGAUCACUGCUACUGUGCACUAUAAGCCUCACCUGGAGGGAUCAUCACCUCCAGAUCCCAUCAGAAUCCAGGAAGGAGAACUUCUACGACUGAACUGCCCGGCUGUAGCGAACCCCCCCCCCCUGUACACCUGGACGCACGAGCUAAAGUUAAUAGAAGUCUCUGAAGACGUUCUCACUAUCAACUCCACCACUGUGUCGGAUGGGGGGAAGUACACCUGUUCAGUGGUCAACAAGAUGGGGAAUGUCAUCAGGGAGUUUGACGUGGAGGUUCAGGCAAGCUACAUAUUGACCAUCAUUGUCGUUGUUGCUGCGGCUGUCCUUCUGAUCGCCAUCUUGGGCCUGGUCACAUACUUCUAUUGCUACAAACCGGGUCGGGUGGGACGGUACAACCUGAAGGACGUCUUCUUCCGCUCGCACUCGGCUGUUCCCACUGCGGAAUGAGUCACGUGACAAUGUGAAUGGACCUUUGCUUUGACCGUUUCAUGACCAUCCAUUAACCUCCUGAUGGUGCCCACUGACUCUAAUGGUGCGUUUCCACCGAGCGGUACGGUGCGGUACGGGUCGGGUCGGUACCCUUUUAUUUGUGUCUCCACUGAGAAAAGUACCAAAGAUCUGCACCGUACCGUACCACUUUUUGGGUACCCUUCCGUUGGGGUACCUGGCACAGUUGUUUGGUACUAAAGGGUGGAGCUAGACUCACUGCAGAGCGUUGAUUGGUUGAAAGAGUGUCGUCAUUUGCGCGUGCCGCAAGGGGAAAGACAACACACGAAGGAACACCGUCGCAACAAUGUCGCCGCGCAGCAUUUACUUUAACAGCCACAUAUCGAAACGCAAGAACAGGAUCGGCUGUAUGUCCAUUGUUGUUUGCGGUUAGCUUUCAGUUUUCGCGCGAUCAAAGUUUUGACGUCAAUCUACUUUCCGUCCAAUACCACGCCUAUCAAGUAAGGGUACUGUUGGCGGUGGAAACGCUCGCCAAAUCAUGGUUAACAGACCCGUACCGUACCGUACUGCUCGGUGGAAACGCGCCAUAAUAUGUCAGAGAAUUUAUUGGAUCUCAAAAGUACCGAAAGAAAGAAAGAAAGAAAGAAAGCAAGCAAAGAAAAACAGAUGAAACUCUUUUGAACAAUCAAAUGAAAUAGUAUUCGGUGCUUAUUUGGCCCCUCAUUGUCGUCACAUCUUGUGUAGCUUGGCGAUCAUGUGGUUGCCUCUCUUCAUUGUGCUUUAGUUGCAAGCUCUGUGACUCUAUUGAGAGGUGUGACUACAUCUCUAAUAACCAUUCCGGUUAUGUAUUUGGUAUGAAUGGGUUUGUGUGCUUUAGUGAUGACUGUGACACUGAAAACGAGGAAUUCAUACAAGCGAAAGCUUUAUGAUGAUGAACUGCACACUUGAACUGAAAUUAUGAUGAAUAAGCUUUGAUCUUGUUUUUGUUACAAACGCGAAUAAACAAUGACAGUACAACAAGA
Pungitius pungitius (ninespine stickleback) is the source of this 2344-nucleotide messenger RNA. Its product is annotated as vascular cell adhesion protein 1-like. The transcript has 5 exons. The coding region runs from base 225 to 1322 and encodes 365 amino acids. Gene Ontology annotation, molecular function: integrin binding. The record is from RefSeq and is a predicted model, not a curated record. Gene Ontology annotation, biological process: cell-cell adhesion. NCBI's taxonomy places the organism in Eukaryota, Metazoa, Chordata, Actinopteri, Perciformes, Gasterosteidae. Gene Ontology annotation, cellular component: membrane.